UGUAGUUCUCCCUGGUCGAGUCAAUCGUUAAGGCAAGGGGGGUGUUUGCUUACCCAGCCCCAGGCUAUUAGGCUUAGUCUUACAGGUUUUGGCAAAGCGGAAACACUUCGGGACCCUGGGUGGAUUCUUUGUCUCAUCUCUCGGCUUCUGCUUUACAGGUCGCAAACAUGUCUGACAAAAGUGAAUUAAAGGCAGAGUUGGAACGUAAGAAGCAGCGGUUGGCUCAAAUAAGAGAGGAAAAGAAGAGGAAAGAAGAAGAAAGGAAAAAAAAAGAAACUGAUCAGAAGAAGGAAGCAGCUGCUCCUGUGCAAGAAGAAUCAGAUCUUGAAAAAAAAAGAAGAGAAGCUGAAGCAUUGCUUCAAAGCAUGGGGCUAACUCCAGAAUCCCCCAUUGUCCCUCCUCCUAUGUCUCCAUCCUCCAAAUCUGUGAGCACUCCAAGCGAAGCUGGAAGCCAAGACUCUGGAGAUGGCGCAGUGGGAUCUAGACGAGGACCUAUUAAACUUGGAAUGGCUAAAAUUACGCAAGUUGACUUUCCUCCUCGUGAAAUCGUCACAUAUACGAAGGAAACUCAGACUCCAGUUAUGGCUCAACCCAAAGAAGAUGAAGAGGAAGAAGAUGACGUAGUGACUCCUAAACCACCUAUUGAACCUGAGGAAGAGAAAACUUUAAAGAAAGAUGAAGAAAGUGAUAGUAAAGCCCCCCCGCACGAGCUGACUGAAGAAGAAAAGCAGCAAAUCUUGCACUCUGAGGAAUUUUUAAGUUUCUUCGACCAUUCUACAAGAAUUGUAGAAAGAGCUCUUUCUGAGCAGAUUAACAUCUUCUUUGACUACAGUGGAAGAGAUUUGGAAGACAAAGAAGGAGAGAUUCAAGCAGGUGCUAAACUGUCAUUAAAUCGACAAUUUUUUGAUGAACGUUGGUCAAAGCAUCGGGUUGUUAGUUGUUUGGAUUGGUCAUCUCAGUAUCCAGAGUUACUUGUGGCUUCCUAUAAUAACAACGAAGAUGCUCCUCACGAGCCUGAUGGUGUGGCCCUUGUAUGGAAUAUGAAAUACAAAAAAACUACUCCAGAGUAUGUGUUUCACUGCCAGUCAGCCGUUAUGUCUGCUACAUUUGCAAAAUUUCAUCCAAAUCUGGUUGUUGGUGGUACAUAUUCAGGCCAGAUUGUGCUGUGGGAUAACCGUAGCAAUAAAAGAACUCCAGUGCAAAGAACUCCACUGUCAGCUGCAGCACACACACAUCCUGUAUAUUGUGUAAAUGUUGUUGGAACACAGAACGCUCACAAUCUGAUUAGUAUCUCUACUGAUGGAAAAAUUUGUUCAUGGAGUCUGGACAUGCUUUCUCAUCCACAGGAUAGCAUGGAAUUGGUUCAUAAACAGUCAAAGGCAGUCGCUGUGACAUCUAUGUCCUUCCCUGUUGGAGAUGUCAACAACUUCGUUGUUGGGAGUGAAGAAGGUUCUGUGUACACAGCAUGCCGCCAUGGCAGCAAAGCUGGAAUCAGUGAGAUGUUCGAAGGGCAUCAAGGACCAAUUACUGGUAUUCAUUGUCAUGCAGCUGUUGGAGCAGUGGACUUCUCACAUCUUUUUGUCACUUCAUCAUUUGACUGGACAGUAAAACUUUGGACAACUAAGAAUAACAAGCCUUUGUACUCAUUUGAAGAUAACUCAGACUAUGUUUAUGAUGUUAUGUGGUCACCCACCCACCCAGCCCUGUUUGCCUGUGUGGAUGGCAUGGGUAGGCUGGAUUUGUGGAAUCUCAAUAAUGACACAGAGGUGCCAACUGCCAGCAUUUCUGUGGAAGGUAAUCCUGCUCUUAAUCGUGUAAGAUGGACCCAUUCUGGAAGAGAGAUUGCCGUGGGUGAUUCUGAAGGACAGAUUGUUAUAUAUGAUGUGGGAGAGCAGAUUGCUGUCCCCCGAAAUGAUGAAUGGGCACGGUUCGGCCGAACACUUGCAGAAAUUAACGCAAACCGAGCGGAUGCAGAGGAGGAAGCAGCUGCCCGAAUACCUGCUUAGCUCCUGAAAAGGGAAUAUGUAGCCGUAGUGGAUUUGGGGAAGACUCUUAAGUAGAUUCUAGAACUAUUUGCAUGCUUCUGUCUAAAUGAUAAUUAAAAGGAAAUUUCGUGGAUUAAACUGUGGAUUUAAUGCAGCAAGCAAA
Messenger RNA from Mesoplodon densirostris (Blainville's beaked whale), 2148 nucleotides. It is a transcript of the gene DYNC1I2, whose product is annotated as dynein cytoplasmic 1 intermediate chain 2. Gene Ontology annotation, biological process: transport along microtubule. The coding region runs from base 168 to 2006 and encodes 612 amino acids. Gene Ontology annotation, cellular component: cytoplasmic dynein complex. The record is from RefSeq and is a predicted model, not a curated record. The transcript is spliced from 16 exons. NCBI's taxonomy places the organism in Eukaryota, Metazoa, Chordata, Mammalia, Artiodactyla, Ziphiidae. Gene Ontology annotation, molecular function: dynein heavy chain binding; dynein light chain binding.